GGCGGGCCCGCUCCGGCUACAAAGCGGCGAAGGUCACUGCGCGAGCAGGAGCGCGCGGGCCGCCGGGAAUCCCUUCUGCGGCCCCGCGCCCCCAACCCGCCGUCCCCGCCCGGGAGCCAUGGAGGGAGUGAGCGCGCUGCUGGCCAGCUACCCCACCGCCGGCCUGGCGGGCGGCCUGGGGAUCACGGCGUGCGCCGCCGCCGGCGUGCUGCUCUACCGGAUCGCGCGGAGGGUGAAGCCAACACAUACAGUGGUCAACUGUUGGUUCUGCAACCAGGACACACUGGUACCCUAUGGGAAUCGCAACUGUUGGGACUGCCCCCACUGCGAGCAGUACAACGGCUUCCAAGAGAAUGGAGACUACAACAAGCCGAUCCCGGCACAGUACAUGGAGCACCUGAACCACGUGGUGAGCGGUGCACCAAGUUCCCGGGACCCCGCGCAGCCGCAGCAGUGGGUGAGCAGCCAGGUCCUGCUGUGCCGGAGGUGCAGCCACCACCAGACUACCAAGAUCAAGCAGCUGGCUGCUUUCACGCCGCGUGAGGAGGGCAGGUAUGAUGAGGAGAUCGAGGUGUACCGCCACCACUUGGAGCAGAUGUACAAGCUGUGCCGCCCAUGCCAGGCAGCUGUUGAGUACUACAUCAAGCACCAGAACCGCCAGCUGCGUGCCCUGCUGCUCAGCCACCAGUUCCGGCGCCGGGAGGUUGACCAGGCCCAUGGACAGAGCUUCAGUUCCUCGGCAAUGAAGGCCCCCUUCCAGGUCAUCCUGCUGCGUGCCCUGGCCUUCCUGGCUUGUGCCUUCUUGUUGUCCACUACACUGUACAGCCCCAGUGAACCCUCCGCCCCAGGGGCCGCCCUGCCCCCAGCCCUGCCUCCUGGGGGCAACAGCUCUGCUGCCUCAGACAACACUACAACUCAGGCCGAGGGCUGGCAGCAGCUGCUGAGCUUAUUGCCGGAGCACACCACAGAGAAGCUCCAUGAGGCCUGGGCCUUCGGACAGAGCCACCAGACCGGCAUUGUGGCAGUGGGGCUGCUCACCUGCCUGCUGGCCAUGCUACUGGCUGGCCGCAUCAGGCUCCGCCGCAUCGAUGCCUUCUCCAGCUGUCUCUGGGCCCUGCUGCUGGGGCUGCACCUGGCAGAGAAGUAUCUACAGGCCGCGUCGCCCAGCUGGCUGGACACACUCAAGCUCAGCACCACAUCCCUGUGCUGCUUGGUGGGUUUCACCGCAGCUGUGGCUACAAGGAAGGCGGCAGGCCCACGGAGGUCCCGGCCCCGAAGGUACUUCUCAGGAGACUCUGCCGGCCUUUUCCCCUCCAGCCCUAGCCUGGCCAUGUCCUGCCCAAGCAUCACAAGCUCACCGGCAUCCCUGUUCAUCCCCACUCCACCCGGCUUCCUGCCCCUCACCAAGCAGCAGCUGUUCCGAUCUCCCCGACGGGUCUCCCCCUCCUCGCUGCCAGGCCGCCUCAGCCGGGCCCUGUCACUGGGAACCAUACCUUCUCUGACCCGGACAGACUCAGGAUACCUGUUCAGUGGGAGCCGCCCACCAUCUCGGGUAUCUCCACCUGGGGAGGUUUCUCUUUCAGAUUACUUCUCUUUGCUGUCGGGCAGCUUCCCUUCUUCUUCUCUCCGUUCCCCAACGCCUUCGGUCGCCAGCUCCGUGGCCUCCAGCUCUGGCUCCCUGCGCCACCGCAGGCCCCUCAUCAGCCCUGCCCGCCUCAACCUGAAAGGGCAGAAACUGCUGCUCUUCUCAACCCCCGGGGAAUCGCCCAGUACCCCCAGCAGCUCGGAGGAGCACUCGCCGGCCAACGGCAGCCUCUUCAUUGAGCCUCCCCAGCUCCCCCAAAGGAAUCGCACGCAGGACACCAAACACAACAUGGACAUGAGAUCGAUGCUGGCGAGAGACGGUGCCUGCAGCAGCCACUCCAUCAAGAAAGAGGAUGACUCAUCACAGUCCUCCACCUGUGUGGUCGACACCACCACCAAAGGGUGCUCAGAGGAGACUGCUCCCUGGAAAGCUCGUGUUGGCCCCACUGUUGUCCGGGGCCUCCUGGCUGUGAGCUUGACCAUCAAUGCACUGUUCACCUCAGCCUACCUGUACCAGAGCCUGCGCCGGUCACCUUGAUUGCCCCGAGGGUACGGCCCAGGCCCUUGCUGCUCCCACCACUGCCGCUCAGACCCCUCCCUGAGGGGCUCUGUCUCUGCCUUGACACCAGGGCCCUUGACCCCCUGGGUUGAGUCCCUGACCUCAGGAUACCUGCUGUCCCCGGACAGACUGCAGAUAUCAGCUGUGUUUGGUGCUGACACUCUGACCCUGAAGCCAGGGAUCUCUGACAGCUGCCCAGCCCCAGGGACACGGGUGCUGUCGCUGCAGCAGGGACCAGCCGGGCUGCCUCUGCCCUACCGCUGCCCAGAGGCGCAUCUUCCGCUCCCAGACACCAGAGCCCCGCCAAAACCAGAUGAAGAAAACCCCUGGGAGAC
This is a messenger RNA of Phodopus roborovskii (desert hamster), 2478 nucleotides long. It is a transcript of the gene Tmem201, whose product is annotated as transmembrane protein 201. NCBI's taxonomy places the organism in Eukaryota, Metazoa, Chordata, Mammalia, Rodentia, Cricetidae. The record is from RefSeq and is a predicted model, not a curated record. Bases 119 to 2122 code for a protein of 667 amino acids. Gene Ontology annotation, molecular function: actin filament binding; lamin binding. Gene Ontology annotation, cellular component: nuclear inner membrane. Gene Ontology annotation, biological process: nuclear migration along microtubule. The transcript has 11 exons.